This is a messenger RNA of Penicillium concentricum, 1260 nucleotides long. Its product is annotated as DUF914 domain membrane protein. Gene Ontology annotation, cellular component: membrane. The coding region runs from base 1 to 1260 and encodes 419 amino acids. Gene Ontology annotation, biological process: transmembrane transport. Gene Ontology annotation, molecular function: transmembrane transporter activity. Lineage: Eukaryota; Fungi; Ascomycota; Eurotiomycetes; Eurotiales; Aspergillaceae. The record is from RefSeq and is a predicted model, not a curated record. The transcript is spliced from 3 exons.
AUGUCUGAAUCGAAGGACCACAUCACUGUCCAGGCAUCUGGUGUAGACCAUGCACUACCUAAAGAUGCUCAGGUCGUCGCACAGAGUUCGAGUUCCCAGGCGGAAGCCUCUGAGCCCCCUGUGCAACCUGCGGACCUGGUCGAUCAGAAGAAAGGGUUUUUUGCCUAUUUCAGGACCAAAGAAUUCUAUAUCACCGUGCUUCUAGGUCAAAUCCUCGCCAUUGCCAAUACCUCGACCAGUACCUUCACAACACUACUUGGCCAGGAACAUUGGGCAGUCCCUGCGUUCCAGACCUUCCUAAACUAUGUCCUACUAAACGCCAUUUUUACUCCUUAUACGAUGUACCGUUACGGCUUUAAGGGCUGGCUCCGACUGGUAUACCGUGACGGCUGGAAAUACAUCAUCCUUGCUUUCUGUGAUGUAGAAGGCAACUACUUCAUUGUGCUAGCAUACCAAUACACAACCAUGCUAAGCGCGCAACUGAUCAACUUCUGGGCCAUCGUCGUGGUCGUCGUAAUCUCAUUCACUUUCCUGCGCGUGCGAUACCACUUCACCCAAGUGGCAGGUAUUGUGAUCUGUAUCGGCGGCAUGGGCAUCCUCAUUGCCUCGGAUCACAUCACCGGCACGAACGGCGGAGACAUAUCCAAAGGCAAUCAGCUGAAGGGCGACCUGUUUGCGCUGCUCGGCGCGUCCUUCUAUGGUCUCACCAACACGGGGGAGGAGUACUUCGUCAGCACUCGGCCCGUGUACGAGGUGCUCGGACAGAUGUCAUUCUUUGGAAUGAUAAUCAACGGCGCGCAGGCCGGCAUCUUUGACCGGACCUCCUUCAACAAUGCGCAGUGGAACGGAAAGGUCGGCGGAUACCUCACCGGCUACACGCUGUGUCUGAGUUUGUUCUACUGUCUCGCUCCGCUGUUGUUCCGUCUCUCCUCGGCGGCUUUCUUCAACGUCUCCAUGCUCACCAUGAACUUCUGGGGUGUGAUCAUUGGCGUCGAGGUCUUCCAUUACAAGAUCCAUUGGAUGUACCCGAUUGCCUUUGUGCUGAUCAUUAUUGGUCAACUCAUCUACUUCCUUGCCCAGAAGGUCUUGAGUGAAUCCCGCAAGCCCUGGCUUGGGACUAACCAGGAGCGUGGUAUUGUCGGUCUUUUCACUGCGAAGAGGAAGAUCAUCCAUGCCGUUCCUUCUGCUGCGGAAUAUCAUGAUCAAGAUCCUGAGCAUGUCCCUGAGCACACUCCCACGGUGAAUACCAGCUCUGUCUGA